This is a messenger RNA of Photinus pyralis (common eastern firefly), 1157 nucleotides long. RefSeq lists its product as uncharacterized. The transcript has 3 exons. Bases 16 to 720 code for a protein of 234 amino acids. The record is from RefSeq and is a predicted model, not a curated record. Lineage: Eukaryota; Metazoa; Arthropoda; Insecta; Coleoptera; Lampyridae.
GCCAUUCAUUCGAGAAUGUUACCCAAACUGUUACUGGCGUGCGUACUAAUUGGGAGCGUAAUUCAGAGGAUCUGGACUCUGGAGGAGGACUUUAGCUUCCAGAAGACCUUCAGGUCGCCGUCCCGGGAACACCAGGAGAGGCUAAAGAAGCUCGACGACUUCGAAAUUUUGGAACGGUCCGGCUUCGCGUCGGCGGAAAUCGAGGACCGCAAGUUGGACGGUCAUCCGCGCCUCGUCUACUACCCGGUUAUCUUCGCCCCUCCCACGUUCAACUGCUGGAAUCCGUACCAGCGCGAUCGCGAGAUCGUGGUCGAGAUACACAAGGGGGCAACCACGCCGAAGCCGACCACGACGACCUCCAAGUUGGAGAUCUUCUGCACGGAGGAUAACGGCGACUUAACGGAGCGCGACCUGCAGUUUUUGGCCGAUUACUUAGAUGAUGACGAGUAUGAGACUACGACAAAACCACCUCCAAACGAUGAUAUCGUCAUAAAAAUCAUCGAAAAAUCGCCCCCCUGCCCGACCACCCCCACCAAAGGGAAGUUCAGCGACAACCUGGAGUUUAUCAAGGUGAAACUGAGCGACAUCCUCGCCACCAACGCCAGCUGCAGGUACGAGGAACGGCAGAAGCUCGCGAACGAAGACGACUUCGACAUGUGGCUGCACUACGUCAAGAAGUUCGGCCCGUUCUCGACACCUCAGCAAAAUAGCAAUAAUUAGUAAACAUCGAUUGUUAUUAAAAACAAAUAAAACGCUUUGAGUAACCGAGGAAGUUUAUUUUGCACAUUCCAAACGCAAUGCCAUCGGUCGGCACGUCGUGGUCCCUCGUCCUUUGCUUCCUUUUGGUGAGUGUGCUUUGGAGUUUCGCCUUCGACAGCGAGGAGAGUUCGGAUUCGAUCGAAAUCCCUGACCGACCCGAAGACAGACAAGCGUUUAAAAUGCUGAACCGGCAGGAGGACAAGGAAAGUAGGACGUUUCUCAAUUUGAUAUCGAAGGUUAUGGGUACGUUUCAAGGUUCGGUGGAGAACAGAGCGAAGAGGGUCGGAAAGAAAUCGCGCGUGAAGCACCUGGUGCACAAGACGAAGAAGGCGUUGAGUGGUAUUAAUAAGGCCUACUCGCAUAUGGAGAAGGCCAAGAGGAAAUUGGAGAAGAACGAG